AUGCUGGUGGGUGGUAGAGUUAGUGGGGGUAGUGAUGAUGACAGAAGUGGUGACAGUGGUGGAGGUGGCCCUGGAAGUGGAGGUAGAGGUGGUGAUGGAGCAGCUGACGGAGGAAGUCAUGGUGGAGGUAGUAGUAUUGGUAGUGGAAGUGGAGGUGUUGCUGGAGUUGGUGGAGGUUGUAAUGGAGAUAAUGGGGGUGGUGAUGGUGGUGGUGGAGGCAGGGAUAGAGAUGGUGCUGGUAGAGGAAGUAGAGGUGGUUUGGGAGAAAAUGGUGUAGGUGGAGGAGGUGACAAUAGUGGAGUUCAUGGAAGCAGAGGUGGUAGUGGUGAAAGUAGAGUGAAACAUUAA
Messenger RNA from Lipotes vexillifer (Yangtze River dolphin), 348 nucleotides. Its product is annotated as ctenidin-1-like. The record is from RefSeq and is a predicted model, not a curated record. The transcript has a single exon. NCBI's taxonomy places the organism in Eukaryota, Metazoa, Chordata, Mammalia, Artiodactyla, Lipotidae. Bases 1 to 348 code for a protein of 115 amino acids.